Messenger RNA from Protomyces lactucae-debilis, 1200 nucleotides. RefSeq lists its product as uncharacterized. Gene Ontology annotation, biological process: peptidyl-lysine trimethylation; peptidyl-lysine monomethylation. The coding region runs from base 1 to 1200 and encodes 399 amino acids. NCBI's taxonomy places the organism in Eukaryota, Fungi, Ascomycota, Taphrinomycetes, Taphrinales, Protomycetaceae. The transcript has 2 exons. Gene Ontology annotation, molecular function: protein-lysine N-methyltransferase activity; protein binding. The record is from RefSeq and is a predicted model, not a curated record.
AUGCAGGCUCAGACAGAUGCAGCUUAUACAGAACUCUACAGCUCACUGAUUCAAGAGGGCGUCUCUGCUUCAUCUCUCAAGCUCAAAGACUUUCCUGAAACAGGCCGCGGCCUAGCUGCCACACGAACCAUCUCGCCAGGCGAGACAUUGCUGUCUAUUCCCUUUCGCCAUCUCAUCAAUUUGAAGACGAUCGCCAAGUCUCUAGGUACAGACUGGAAGCAUUCUACAUGUCCUGCACAUGCGGCCAUUGCUGUCCAUAUACUGCAUCAUCGCCGUCUACAUGAAAAUUCAUCAUUGAAGCACUAUAUACACUCGUUACCGAGAGCCGAGGACCUUCAAGGUAUACCGUUGACAUGGGAAACACAAGAGUGUGAGUACCUACCAGUCUCUACGCAGACCAAACUCGCCCAACAACGCCUGCUUCUAAGCAAUCACUACAGCCUUGCUCAGGUCCUCAUCUCCAACACGCCCGUCUAUGCAGACUUGAAUCUGACAUUCGAACUGUUUCGCUGGGCAUGGCUCAUUGUCAAUAGUCGCAGCAUCUAUCAACAACUCUCUACACAAUCAACAAUAGAUGACAAUUACACCUGUGCAGCUCUCGUCGAUAUGCUCAAUCACGCACCGAGCAACGUUCCGCAUGCAAAACUACUCUAUGACAAGUCCGGGCUGACUGUGGAAGCACAAUCGUCCUAUGUCGAGGGUGAAGAAGUCUGUAUCAGUUAUGGUGCGCAUGGGAAUGACUUUCUCGUGCUCGAAUAUGGAUUUCGCGUACAACAGAAUGCAGACAAUAGUCUGGUGCUGGAUGAUCUCAUUCUCGCCGAUUUGAGUGAUGCGCAUGGUGAGCAAUUGAGAGAGAUGGGGUAUUUUGGUGGAUACACGACGGAUCAUCUCGGACGCGCUUCCUUCAGAGUUGAAGUAGCCUUGCGUGUUGCAUUGCUUGAGCAAGAUGAGCUUGUUGUGGAUGGACAGGCACUGAGACGGGUCAUGCAGUAUGCUCAGGGUCUCAACAGUGGUCGCGACACGGAAGCUGCAGUCAAGGAAAGACUCACUCGGCUGCUUGACAUGGUGGUGGCUCGGUCGACCUCAGCAAUAGAGUCGAUGCCAAACACCAUGUCGAAGUCUGUUAAGGACAUGAUCAGUGUUUUGCAUCAGGAUGAGAUUGCCAUUGCAGAACAUGGUCUUGAGCAUCUCAAAUUGUAA